This is a messenger RNA of Stylonychia lemnae, 2688 nucleotides long. Lineage: Eukaryota; Ciliophora; Spirotrichea; Sporadotrichida; Oxytrichidae. The record is from the annotation of a GenBank genome assembly.
AUGAAUGCCUCAUAAGUGUUAAUGCGAUGGCAGUAUCAAAAGUUCAAUGAUGACUACGACAAGUACUUCUUAAUAAUGUCUAAAAGAUUCAGAAAUAUCUACCCCUAUAGCAUUUACGUCCUCAAUAAUAGUGCACUGAGAAUUUAGCAUGCAUUUUUUAGGUUAUUAGAGAAAAAGCAAAGUUAAAGUCAGAACAAAAAGCAUGGCUCAUAAAUUUUCUCUUUUUCACAAUCCCAUAUCUAAAACUUUUACUAGCAAUCCAAUGAAAUAUAAAGCAGGAAUUCUCUGACUUAAAAGCAAUAGAACUAGCAACACUACAAAACACAAGUAUCUGCAUAAAAUCAAUAAAGUCUUAAUCAUUCUUAAAAAUCAUUAAGAAACAAUAACAAGCAUCCCUUGAAUAAGGAUCUGAUUAGGAUAAGUUAAGAAAAACAGAUAAGCUCAUUAAAGAAGGGCAUUGGACAUCAAUAAAAUUCAAAGCAAGAAUAAUAACAUGUAGAUAAAAGUGGGAUUAGUUAAACUAGCAAAUAACAGUAGCAGCAGUUUGAAUAGCAAUCAUAUGGAAAUUAGUCCUAGACAAAUAAUACCAGUAAUAGAAUGACCAUGAUGCAAGAGUAUAGAUCAUAAUCACCAAAUGCAUUCCUGGUUGAUAAUCGGGGUAGAACACCAAAUAGAGAUGAAAGAGUUCAGACUAUCAAAAAUGGAAAUUAGGUCUCAAAGAAAAAGAAGAGUAGCUCUAAAAAGAGAAAAUUAGCUAAAACUUAAAGCACCUUUAAUGGGAAUUUUACCAUGAGCUCAUCUAAAUAAUACCCUAGUAAUCAUCAAAAUAUGAUACAAAAUGAGAAAUCAAGAAAUAACAGCUAGAAAAGAUAAGGUAAUCUUUAUAGAACUUAGAUUGCUCCAACUAUGGAAAAAGGCUGGAAAAAGAUGGAAUUCGAAACAGUCAAUGGUUUAAUUAAUGAUGCUUUGAACUAUCACCUUAAUAGAAAGUUUAGAGAGAGAAGUUAGCACGACCAUGAUUAAGAGAGUGAGUUUACCAUAGAUUUAGACAAAUUAUAAAGACUGAAAGUAUAAUAGGAGAAGAGAAGGUAAAAUUUGAUGGUUUAGUAGCAAUAUUAGGAGAAGAAACAACAAAACUUUCAAUUAAGUAAGACUCUGACUCAUACUAAGUCUUAGAUACUUACAUCUGAAAAUCAACUAAUUCCCAAUAACACUCAUUCUAAGUGUAGACAUUAACAUAUAGAUGAUGAUAAAUCACAUAGCAGCCAAUCUAGAUCUAGAAGUCCUCCUAGAAAGCAGUUUGUCAUUAAGCCUACUACCAUCAAUCAUUUCACUGGUAAACCCUUAGAAGAGUAGCCUAGAGAUUAUACACCUACUAAAUCUACGACUUUAUUCAAAAAAACCUUUGCAAAACAGCAAAAAGAGCGAGAAAAGGAUUAAUAAUUUCUAGACUAAUAUCACUAGGCAGUUGAAUCUAUCAAGUAUCAUAAGAUGGCUUAGGAUGUGAGUCCUAAUGUCAUCAGAAAUAUGGUUAAGAAUCAUUCUAGCCAAAAUGAACUAGGAAAUCAAAUCUUAACACUAAUUGACAAAGAUUCUACAAAUAAGAUUUCUAAGGAUUUAUUGAUUAAGACCUAAUCAAUGCUUGAAAGAAGUAAAAGUCCUCAUUAAAACUAAGAAUAUAUAGCAAAUAGUAGAUAGUAGUAGAGCUAAAAUUACUAUGAAUCACCUGAAGUCUACAAUUCAAAACCAGUGAAUAUCAAUACGCAUGUUCUAAAGAACAGAUACAAUUAUAAAUAUGAUACGACAUCAAGUCCCACUAGGAAGUCUCCUCAUAAAGAGUCAGAGUUUUCAUUUUAGAGGACUUCAUCUGAGGAAAAAUCUGCUGAAAGAUACUAGCAGUAUAAGUAAUAGACUUAUCACUAGCAGGAUUAUUCACCGAUGAAAACUACUAACCCUAUCUCAACUAUUCGAAGGACUAGGGCACAAAGAUUGAAAAAUCCUGAAAAUGACAAGAACAGCCCAGACUACUCUAAACAUGGUGGUACAUCAGCAUAGAAAAGAGCUUCUGAGAUAAUGGCCGGAGUAAGUCCAAGAGUCAAGGAACUUAAGAACUCAGCUUACCAUUCAAAGAGGUCAUCAAAGAUGAACUCCAGAUCUCAUAGUAAAAAGUCUUCCAGCUUCAGAGCUGAGAAAUGUAUGCAUUUUUCUCACAAUGUUGAGAUGCAUAUUGAAGAUGAAGAUGAAAUAGCAAUAGCCACUGCCAAGUAAUUCUAGAACAGAUAGCUUUAAAACAUUAUUAGAGAUACGCAGAUUAUGAAUAAUAAGGAAUCACUUGAGUAUCUUGACUCUUACUUUUUAAUGACUGAUUCUAACUAGGGCACUCACAGAACUCAUGGAUCAAAGGAUAUUGAUGAAGGUAAAAGAGAUGAAGAAUUAAGAAUUUAAGAAGAGAUUAGAAAACUAAAGCAGAAAUAUCAAAGUAGUGAGUCAAACAGAUAUCGAUCCAAAUCAGGUCAUAAAAAGAAAUCUAGCUUGAACCGAAGCGGUUAGAAGCAGUUGAAUCAGAAUCAUAUCACAGAGAAUGAUAUAUUGAUGUCCAAGUAUAAUUAAGAGAAAGCUGAGCAACUCUACAGAAAUCAUUUAGCUAAUUAAAAAACAGUGCCAAAGAUAAGAACUCAGAAGCAUUGA